AUGGGGGAUCCAGAUGGAGGAAGAAUAUCUGGGAAGGGGCCCUGCACUUUGGGACCCAAAGAUGUCAGACCUAUGAAGCAAAAGAGUGAGGCAGUGCCCACAGUCCUGGGCAAGAGGCCGACCCAGGACUGGCAGGCCGGGCAUGAGGAUGGCCUACGGGAGAGGGACAUUUCUGACUGGCUAGAAUGGGAUUCAGAAGAGGAACUGGAAGCGGAACGUGAUCUGAAGGGCGAGGAUCCGGGCAGUAUGACUGGUAGCUGCUCCCAAGGAAUCCUGGACACUGUUCCCAAGAGCAGCUUCUCCUCCCCUGGUGAGUGCUGGGUUUCCCACAGGAUUCUGAGCCGUGUAUCCAGUUUGAGCCCAUCGGAGGGUGUGGAGGACGAAGACGAUGCAGAGUGGUCAGAUGAAGAAGAGGAGGAGGAGGAAGAUGAAGAUGAGUCUGGGAUGAGCGACGAGAUGCCUGAGGCCACAGCUGAGCUAUGGGAGUCGUUCCUCCGGAGUGAUGACCCUUACAAUCCCUUUGCAUUCCUGGGUCCCUGUGGAAAGGAGAAGAAAAGGAAAAGUGAGGAAGGCGAGGAGACUGGCGAAGCAGAGCCUCCUGGGAGCUGGAAAGGAGAGGACAGCGGCCUGAAAAAUGUACAGAAGGGGAAGGAUUGCUGCCGUCUACAGGAAGGAAAGAUUGAAGGCAAGAAGGUGCGGUUCAGCGAUACUGUGGUGGUGCGCCCCCUGGUGGUGUGGGCCUUUGCCAGCCGUGCCGCACGCAGUGGAGCAUGCUGGCAGGAAAUGGCCAGAGACCGGGACAGAUUCCAGAGGCGGGUCCAGCAGACCAGCGUGGCCAUUGAGCCCUGCCUCCAGCCAGAGCACAGAGCCCGAGUGUGGGAGAGGCUGCACGCAAUGUCUUCUGGGCUGUAAAGGCAGAGCCUUAAACUACAAAAGCACUCUGAAGAUCUAUUUAAAAGUUAUAUUGGAAGAGCAGAUCACUGUACAAUCUGUCUUCUGUUUAAAAAAGUGUGAAUUUAAAAUCUUGGGUGUAUAUGUAGAAGAAAUUUGCCUAUAGUAAUACAGUGUGCGAUUGACCAGGAUGAUGUAGUGCCCAUCUGUGAAACAAUUUGCUGUUCAUACCUACACUGUGUAUAUGUAUACUUGUGCAUAUUCCCUUUCAGUUAUUGUAAGUAAAGUGUUAUUUAUUGAAAUUGUUUUCUGUUUUUUGUAAUGGAGUGUUAUUUAUUGGUAGUGUUUCUUUUGCUGUAAAUGUAUUUUUAUUCUAUUUUUUUUAUUACCUCGCUGUUUGUGAAUAAGCACUGAAUAUAAAAGUAAA
Messenger RNA from Lepisosteus oculatus (spotted gar), 1318 nucleotides. NCBI's taxonomy places the organism in Eukaryota, Metazoa, Chordata, Actinopteri, Semionotiformes, Lepisosteidae. The record is from RefSeq and is a predicted model, not a curated record.